AAGUUAUCAUUCGAGACCUAUGCUGACUCGGACAAUUCGUUGGUCAUCGGCCCAGAAGGAUUCGAACGACUCUGCAAUGACGGUAAUCUUCAGUUAGAGGGGGCUAUGCCAAUGAUACUGGCUUGGCAGUUAAACUCGAAAGAGAUGGCGAAGAUAUCUCACGAUGAGUGGCAAAUAGGGAUGGCAAAUCUGCAAAUCACAUCCCUUUCUGCCCUUACGAUUGCUUUGAACGACCUCAAUGAUCUGCUUAUACUGGGAAUGCCACCCCUCACUCCUGCUGCGUCAACGAAAAAGAAAGGUGCGGGCAUGCCGGCGAAGGACCCUUACAACCGUGUUCGGUACUGGGCCUACGCAGGUGACAUACACAAAUCUUUCUCGGAACUGUAUGGUUUCUGUUUCAAGCUCGCCAAGCCUGAAGGCUCUCGUAAUAUCGACAUGGAGACGGCAACGGCGUUAUGGAGCGUAUUAUUGGUCCCGCGGUACCCUUUGAUCGCUGAGGCCAUAGUUUUCAUUAAUGAGAAUCGGACCUACAAAGGCGUCAACAAGGACUUAUGGAACAUGAUGCUAGAGUUCUCCAGGACUGUCAGCCCAAACCUCGACAAUUAUGAAGCGGAUGGCGCGUGGCCGACUUUGCUUGAUGAUUUCGUUGCAUGGAAGAAA
Molecule: messenger RNA, 660 nt
Organism: Heterobasidion irregulare TC 32-1
Lineage: Eukaryota; Fungi; Basidiomycota; Agaricomycetes; Russulales; Bondarzewiaceae
Exons: 6
Biological process (GO): positive regulation of ubiquitin-protein transferase activity; protein neddylation
Cellular component (GO): ubiquitin ligase complex
Molecular function (GO): ubiquitin-like protein binding; ubiquitin conjugating enzyme binding; cullin family protein binding
Source: RefSeq, a predicted model, not a curated record